ACAAACGAGUCAAAAAUCCAACCAAAAAGGACCUGUCUAGUCAGCCUCGCUAUACACAAGUCACGCACAAUCAGCAAAAAAGAGAAAUUAGGAAAAAAAAGACAAGUAAAACGUAUAUAAAGAGAAAAAAGGAGAGGCAAAUGACAUCCUGUUUCUUUAACCCGGUCCCUUCCUAGCGUGUUGGAGGAGAGAGAGAUUUUCAGAUUUUUAAGACCUUUGAUGAAAAGAAGUUGGAGAUAUGUUUAAAAAACUGCUUUGUUUAUUUUUGAUCAUAAUGUUGUGGAUGUCUGGCAUCGAUGUGAAAACGGCACUUAUAGGAGUCACCUCCUCAGUAUUUGUGGUGUACGUUGUUGCACCGUUGGUCUGGCACUAUUCUAUUUCCUUGCAACGGCAGCUCAUCUUUCUUAAUUAUUUGAAGCUACCGUUAUUUGUUGACCUUGAACAGCCAGAAAAGAAAGGUUUGCCUGGAACAAGGAACUUUUUCCUGGAAACAGACAAGAACAUAAAAGUAGGGAUAUGGCACAUUUUACCACAGUCUUUAGUCUCCUCUGCUCCCAAGAAGGGAACCCCAGACUUCACACAGUGGUUUGAAAAAAGUCUGGGUGAUAGCAGGCCUGUCAUCUUGUACCUCCAUGGCAAUGCUGGGACCCGGGCUGUACCUCAUCGCGUGGAACUCUAUGAUAUACUAAGAAAGAUGGAUUACCAUAUUAUUGCAUUUGAUUACAGAGGAUAUGCCGACUCCAGCUUAGUUCAUGUCAGUGAGAAUGGGGUUGUUCAAGAUGCAAAGGCUGUAUACAGGUACCUGAAGGAGAAAGUAGGGUCCUCACCUCUCUUUCUGUGGGGACACUCCCUAGGGACAGGGAUCUCAACACAUGCUCUAAGGGACCUGUGUUUAGAUGGGGAACGGCCAUCAGGUCUUGUGCUCGAGUCACCUUUCAAUAAUAUGAAGGAGGAAGUCAAGCUUUGUUUCCUGACUGCAAUAUUCCGCAGAAUGCCAAAGUUUGAUUGGCUUUUCUUGAGUCGUUUAGCUGAAGUUGGUGCAGCAUUCAGGACAGAUCAACACAUUGCAUAUGUGAAUGCACCAAUUAUGAUACUGCAUGCCUUAAAUGAUUGCAUGGUACCUUUCGAACUGGGUCAGAAGUUGUUUGAGACUGCUAAAAGGGUGCGACCGCAGACUCUGCCACCUGUCAAAUUUGUAGAGUUUGAUGCCAAGUAUGGCCACGACUACAUUUGUCGAGCCCCUGACCUGCCACAGGUUAUUAGAGACUUCUUUAGAGAUGCAGGAGGAAAAAUGUAGUGCUAAUAAAUGGCUGUUAGUUGUACGACUUUCUCAAGGUUGUUUCCAGACAGGUAAGAUAAUAGCUACCAAAGAUAUAUAUUAUGCAUUACAAAAUGCAUUUAAAAUCAGAUGCAUAUCUAUGUAUUAGAAUUGGUAUAUAUGAGUGAGUGAGUGAGUGAGUGAGUGAGUGAGUUAGUGAGUGA
Penaeus monodon (black tiger shrimp) is the source of this 1482-nucleotide messenger RNA. RefSeq names its product lysophosphatidylserine lipase ABHD12-like. The record is from RefSeq and is a predicted model, not a curated record. Gene Ontology annotation, molecular function: phosphatidylcholine lysophospholipase A1 activity; monoacylglycerol lipase activity. The transcript has 10 exons. Gene Ontology annotation, cellular component: endoplasmic reticulum membrane. Gene Ontology annotation, biological process: phosphatidylserine catabolic process; monoacylglycerol catabolic process. NCBI's taxonomy places the organism in Eukaryota, Metazoa, Arthropoda, Malacostraca, Decapoda, Penaeidae. The coding region runs from base 239 to 1297 and encodes 352 amino acids.